Messenger RNA from Mycena citricolor, 487 nucleotides. NCBI's taxonomy places the organism in Eukaryota, Fungi, Basidiomycota, Agaricomycetes, Agaricales, Mycenaceae. The record is from the annotation of a GenBank genome assembly.
CCGACUACGGUGGUCCGCGUAAGCGCUAUUGACAAUUUGAAUAGCGAGGAACCUCCACGACGGACUGUUGUGGGAACGCGAGUCUGCGAGCGCGGCACUUUUCGGGGAGGAUUUGAUGUGAAAUUUGCCCCGAUUAUGGGCCAUACUGAUUCUCCCAGCAGGCUCGUUAGCUACAGCUUGCCCAUGAAUCGGCGACGAUGCGUACGUGAAAGCGCAAUGCUUAGUCGCAUGCGGUGCCCAUCGACGCGAAUCGUUAUCAUCCGGGUUUCUCAUUCGUCUAUCAGUCUCUUGUUGUGUUCGAUUUCGACCUGCGACAUAACUUCAGUUCAUGCUCCAUCUUCGCUAGUGUCCAUACACGAGGUUCUGGACAUCUGCAGCGUCUCGCCUCUCCGCUCAGACGAUCCAGGUUCAAGUCAGGGCAAGCAUAACUCACCUCUCCGUUGAGGUGUGGUUCUCAUCGAACCCGACUGAUCCUCAAGUUUAUUGU